Molecule: messenger RNA, 12251 nt
Organism: Panonychus citri (citrus red mite)
Lineage: Eukaryota; Metazoa; Arthropoda; Arachnida; Trombidiformes; Tetranychidae
Biological process (GO): lipid transport
Molecular function (GO): lipid carrier activity
Source: RefSeq, a predicted model, not a curated record
AGAAUCUUGAUCAAAAUGGAUCUCAGGUUAGGAUUAAUUAUAUUCACUUUUUACUGUGUUACAACAGUUACACCAGCUAAAUUACCAAUAACCAAAUCGAAAUCAAUGCUCCUUCAUUGUACAGAAUCCAAAAAUCUACUCUAUCAACCUGGAAAAACUUAUAUCUACGAUUAUGAUGGAAAAACUCAAAUAAGCUCGGCUGAAGGAAACGGACAAGUGAUCGAGGUUAAGGCCAAAGCUCAUGUUUCGGUCAUUGACAAUUGUGAAUUAAGUUUACAGUUGAAAAAUGUUCAACUUAAAGGCUUAGAAUCUGAAAAUGAGGCUAUUAAAGAGCUUCAAGAUCGUCCUAUUGGAUUUUCGUACCAAGAUGGUUCGGUAGCUUCGGUUUGUCCAUCGGCUGAAGAUUCAACUUGGUCAGUUAAUGUUAAAAAAGCGAUCAUUUCAGCACUUCAAGUAUCUUCAACACCAAAAUCUGGUAAGACAAUUGUCACUGAAAUUGAUAUUCUUGGUCAUUGUGAAACACAAUAUGAGGCGAUUGCGAUUCCCUCUUCAUCAAACACUUUAAAAUCAAUUAAAAAGACCAAAAAUUUGCGAAAUUGUCACCACCGACAAGCCAAUCUAUUCUCAUUGUUUCCAACCAAAUACUCAUCGGAAUCAAAUGGUAUUCAAAAUAUUCCCAUUCUUGCCAAUGAACAUUCCUGUUCAAUUGAAGUCUCCAAAGAAUCAAUCGUCUCCAGAGUAAUUUGCACCGAUUCAGCGACACUUCUUCCUCUAUCAUGGUCCAAAUCAGCCUCAUCUGGUUUCGAUUCAAUGUUGACCUUAACUCUUGAAGCUUCAGUUCCAAGCUCAUCAGUCCGACCGAUUGAUUCAUCUAAGCGACAAACAUUGGCCUUUAAACAUACACUCAAAGAGUCUUGGGCUUCAGCCAAAAGCGAUGCCAAUCAAGUGAUCAAUUUACUUAAAGAUCUUUGUAGUUCCAUCGAAGAUGAAGUCAAAUCAAAUGUUCCAUCAAGAUUCGCCGAACUUGUCUAUCAUUUACGAAGCUUAUCGCCAUCAUCAACAUCCAAAAUCUGGUCAGCCAUUAGUAAGAACGAAAUUUGUCCAUCAACAUCCAAAUUAUCGGAUCUAUUCACUGAUGCUCUCAUCAUGGACGGAAGUGAAGGAUCACUCAAGGUUAUCGUCGAACUGAUCAACGAAGGUACAUCCAGUCCAUUAACUGUAAACUAUUGGUUAACUUUAUUGGCUUUCGCUAGUUCACCAACUGAAGGUUCCAUUAAGUCACUUUUACCUUUAAUUAAGAACAAAGCAUUACCACGACAAUCAGUUCUUGGCGUUUCAGCGCUAGUCCACAAUUACUGUUCUUCUCCCGAUGUUGAUUGUACCUCAUCACCAAUUGUAAAUGAAGUUACUCGAACCUUGGCCUCACGAUUGGCUUAUAAAUGUUCAGUUUCACCAGAUACUGAAGACGAUGCCAUAGUUGCACUUAAGGGCUUAGCCAAUGUUGCUCCUUAUCUUUCAACAGGAGAAAUCAGAUCAAUCCUCGAAUGUUCAAAGGACUCAAAUUCACUUUUCGUCCGAAUAACUGCAAUCGAAACACUUCAAUCAGUCUCAUGUUUAGAUUCUGUCGCUCCAACAAUGAUGGAAUUGUUCAUCUUACCUGAACUCGAUGCAGAAUUGAGAAUCGCGGCUUAUAAAAAUGUCAUCUCAUGUCCAUCGGCAUCUAAAAUUGAAGCGAUCAUCACAACAUUGGAAAAUGAAAACUCAACUCAAGUUGGUUCAUAUGUGGUCUCACAUUUAUCCAAUAUCCAAGAAUCGUCCGAUCCAUUGAAAAGUGAAAUUAAAUUAUACUUAACUGGAAUCAAGAUUCCAUUGAAAUCUUUCCCUCAAGACAUUCGUAAAUAUUCAAGAUAUUAUGAAUUAUCUCAACAUUUCUCCAAGAUCAAUGUCGGGGCUGUUGUCGAAUCUGAUGUUAUCUUUGAUGGAUCAUACAUCCCACGAUCAAUCAAGGCCAAUCUUUCAGUUCCAAUCUUCGGUUCCUCGAUCAAUUUUGCAGAGGUUGGUUUCCGACAAAAGGGACUUGAAAAUUCAAUCCAGAGUCUCUUUGGACCAUCAGGAUCUCUUAAAGAUAAAAAUUGGAGAGAAAUCUUGGAAACCUUAGCAACAGCUCUUCUCAAUGAGAACGAUCCAAAUGAAAUUGAAGCCAAUCGUUAUCGAUUAGCUCGUCGAUCAGUCCAAUGGCCAUUCAAACCUGUCAAACUCGAAUCUCUCGUGAAAAAGGCGACCAUCACUCCCGCUCCAGUCGAAGGUUCAAUGUACCUCAAGGUAGAUGGUAAAACCAUCAUUUAUCUAUCCGUAGCUGAUGCGAAAAAAGAUUCAAUCAAGUCAAUUUUUGAUUCUCGACUCGAGAACGUUGUUAAAUCAGCUAAAUACGAUCGAGCCUUUAGCUUCAUGGUUAUGGACUCAAUUCAUCAAUUCCCUGGUAUCAAUGGAUUCCCAAUCAAAAUCGACAUUAAUUCAACAGCAGUAGUUGGUUACAAACAAACUGACGAAACAAUUUACCCAAGUUUUGCUUCCCAAUUAUCUGUUAAAAUUGGUUUUGAUGCUCGAACCUCACAACCUGGACUCAAAUGGGUGACCACAGUUAACUCUGCACCCGCUUUGUCAGCUCAGGUCAAAUACAAGAAUUCAAUUCCAGUUAAUGUCACUUUGUCCAUUCCAAAGGAAACUUUAACCCUUUUCCAUUACAAGAGUGAACUAAUUUCAAUCGCUGCUGAUAAUUCAGAGAAACAAAUUCGAUCGGCAAACUCCCGUCAUCACGAUGGUUGCACCCAAAGUUUCACCAAAUCUCUGGGAUUUGAAUUAUGUGGUGAAUUUACAGCACCCAAACCUUUAUUUACUUUGAACUCUCCAUUUAUACCAUUUAAUGGACCAAUGAAUUUUGAUAUUUCUCUUCGUAAAACCGAUAAAUCAAUGAAAGGAUGGACCUUCUUCAUGGAAAUUCCUGAUGAUCAUGAAAUUGAACACAGAGUUUACAAAAUUGGCUUCGAUAAACCAGGAUCAAUGGUCAACAGUGAAUACAAAUUAUCUUUGGGUUUCAUCAACAAGAUCAAUUCAAAAUCGAAUUACAGAAAUGUCCAAUUUUCAUUGAAUUCACCAUUCAAAUCCAUUGAUGCUCUUGUUUCUAGUGAAUUCGGAGAUAAAAUUGUUCAAGUUCGAGGUGGACUCGUUGUUGAUUUCGAGAAAAGUUAUACCGUCAUGGCGAGAUUGACCAACCAACAACCUGGAAAAGAUAUGGUUUAUGAAGGUGAAAUUUUACUUGGACUUGACCAUCUUAUCGGACGGACAAUCAACAUCAAGAGUAAAAUGUCAAUCAAAGAGGACAAUUCAAUCAACUUCGUUGUUAAACCUGACAACGGUGUUUCAUACAUCGAAGGUGCCGUUAGUUUGACUCAACCUCGUGUUGACAUUUUUGGUGAUUUACGAUUCAUCUCAUUCAAAAUGUCAAGUUCAAUGAGUCGAGAAAAAUCUGGUCUGAAAAAUAACUUCAAUCUUUCCUAUCGAAAACCAAAUUCAAACAAAGAGGAAAAAUUAACUCUCUCAAGUUCAUUCAAACAAUCGCUCACUGGUUCAAUCCACAAGUACAUCAGUAAAGUUGAAGGUUCGGCUAGUAAAUGGCCAAAGAAUAGCUUCUUGGUUACAUGGGAAUCAUCUUAUGCUCCAUGGGAAUUGGUUGAAAACGAUUUGACCAUUGAAACGGGAUAUAAAUCAUCUCGAGGCUAUUCAAGUAAAUCAAAGAUCACUCAAGUAUCACGAUUCACCGGUUUGACCGGAGAUUAUUCCGAUGUUUUCGCCCGUAAUACUCUUGUCAUCGAUGUUGCUGGAGUCUAUUACAAAGCUAAUUUCAUGGCUAAUGGACAGUUGACCAGUUCUUCACCAAGAGCAAAGAUUGACUUUACUGGUGGAAACCGAUCCAAUGGAGACAAACACAAAGUUUUAAUUGACUUUGGAGCUGAAACUAAGCCACUUUUCCGAUCAACUUCAUCUGCAAUCAUCCGAUUGGGAUCCGUUUCAGUCAAUUUUGCUGAUUCACUUUCCGAAAAGAGUCAAGGUCAAUUCGUUGGUAACAACGAGCUCAUGAUUUCUGGAUCUACUUUCUGGACUGUGGGAUACAACUACUCUAAAGGUAACGACAAUCAAUAUAAGAUGACCCGAGGUUUAGACAUGUCAAUCAAACUACCAAGUUACAACAUCGAUUUCACUCAAGAUGGAUCAUUUGUCAUGGAAAAUGACCAAAUUAUCGUCACAACCAUGGGCUCGAAUAGACAAUCAAAACUUUGGUCAAUCGAUAGUAAAAUCAGUCAAUCAUCAAAUUCAUCGGUUAAAAUAGAUUUACAUUCAAUUGGCUCAGCUGAACUCGAAGUGUCACCUUUUGCUCCAACCCGUUUGGGUUACCUUAAAUUGUCACGUAAUGGUUACACCAAAUUGAGCAAAUUUGCUUAUUCACCAUCAAGCAUUGGCAUCGAUUCCGAAUUGAAAUCAAAAUCAUCGCUUAUUUACCAAUUAGCCGGUAGAUAUAAGUCAAUUAACAAAUGGUCAACUUCAAUCAUAACCAAAUCAGUUAUAUUAAGCGUUGCUCUUGCUCCUCAAAACGGUAAAUUUGACCUUAAAUUGACCAAACCACAGGUACAUCAUAUCACAUCGUUCUCAAAGGAUCAGGCCACUUUUUCAUUCACCACCGAAACCAAACAACAAUCGAAACCAAUUUUAUCAAUGAAGACAGAUUACCAUUCAGCCGGAACAUUGGCCGUUGAAUUUGUUUCAAAUCCCGUUGAACUUCAUUCAGAAGCUACUUUUAAAUCAAUCGAUCGAUUAGAAUUGGAAUCAAAUCUUAAUUUGAAAAAAUACGGAAAAUUUUUCACCAUUGAAGCUUCACGAGUCAAGAAAAAUGUUAAAAUCAAUCUAACUGGACGAGAUAUUUUCUCAGUCAAAUGUAAUAUCGAUUCAACUGAGAAUUUCAAACUUGACAUUGAUAUAACUGACCAAGGAACAACCGGACUUGAGAUUAGUAACAAACCCGAUCUGAAAGCUUUCGCACUUAAUGGUAAUUAUCCAUCAUCCGGUUGGGAACAAUCAACUUUAAUCCAACACACAUCAGAAGCGACAACCAUUUUCUCAAACACCCAAAAACUGUCCCAAAGAUAUUUCUUCAUCAAUGGUCGAUUAGCUGAAUCUUUAUCCGCUCUCGAUGUUAAACUUGGUGAAAGUGAAUCACUUUACAGCGAAUGGUCAUCAGUUAAAGGAAAAGGUUCUCUUAAACUGACCUCUGGUCAAUAUUCCUUUGAUCAUGAUUCUUCCCUUUCAUUGGUAUCUAACAAAGUGAUUUUCUCAUCAUUAACCAGCAAAUCAUCAAAAUCUCUGAUAAAAGUAAACUUUGACAGCGAUCUUAGUUCAAAACUUGAUUUAAUCAUGUCUCUUAACGAUGAUCAUUCAUUAAGUUUAGCUUUGGAUUCCAAAUCAAACUCUCAAAAUGCUAAUCUUAAAUUAACAUCAAAAUCUCAAUCCUUGGAUCAUUUCACUAAAGUUAAUUAUGCACCUUCAGCGGACAGUUUUGACCUUAAAUCAUCGACAACCUCGAAAGGUAUUGAUGUUGCUACAAUUAAAUUCCAAUCAACUGCACGAGCACCAGUAACCAUUGAAAUCUACAGUCUCAAAGUGAUCGGUACUUUCCAGGUCGAAUCAUCCGGCGGAGAUAAACGAUAUGCAUUGAAAGUUGUACAUCCAAUUAACUUGGAAACAGAAAUUAACAACAAACAAAGAUCAUCACAAUUUAAUGUCUACAGUGUUUACAAACACUUAAAUGGCCAACCAAUCUACGAAAUUGAUGCUAAAAUCCAACCCAAAGGUCUAUCAACUAUUGACGUUAACAUUGAGAAAAUGAAAGGUCACUUGACUUACUCUUAUUGGUCUUCAAUCGGUGUGACUUUCGAUAGUGGAUCUGGUUUCGAUCACCAAACAACAAUCAAUCUCGAUACUAAAACCUCAAUUCUUGAAAUUAAAUCGUCAUCCACAAAAUCGGGCUCAGCUAUUAUUCAUAUCGAUGGUUAUUUUGAUAUCAAUGAACGAAUGAGCCUCAAAGUUGUUAACGGACCUUGGGAUGGAGCAAUUGAAAUGAACGUAGCUAAUUCAGUCUUUACAACUUCAUUGAACAAUCAAGUUAAAGCUUUGAUUCAUUCAACUCGAGCCACUUUGAAGGAAGAUCUUUUCACUUUAACAUCAAACACAAUGAAAUCGUCGGUGGAUCUUUUCUCAUUAGACUGUCAACUAUCGGUCAACUCAAAAUCUGAGAUUAAAUUGUCAACACCAACUUGGAGCUCAACAUCGACUUACAAUGUCAUCAAAUCUUCAAGCAAUUUCCAAUUCACUUUAAAUAGACCUUCAAUUUCAUCCGAAUACAUCGCCACCGUGAUUUACGAUUCUCGAGCAUCAAGCUUGAAAUUGACCUCAAACAUCCAAAGGAAAACUUUGAAAUCAUCAAUCGAUUGUGAACUAAAUGGUUCAGCUAAAAGUUGGUUCAAAUAUUCAUCAUCAUCCAAUGGAAGAAUCGAUUGCGAAGUUAAUCCAUUUGGUACAAUUAAGACCGCUAAGAUUAGCAUUGAUUGGAAACCAACUCAAUUCAUUCACAACAGCGAAAUCAAGAACGAUCAAUUUGGAUUAAAGGUCAAAUCAACUUCUUCUCGAUUCUCAAAUUCAAUCUACACUUUCAAUGGAGAAAUCGGAUUCAUCAAUGAGCAGUCACCUGGAAUUGAAUUGAAUCUUGUCACCGGAGCAUCAAGUUAUCGACACGCAUCUUCAUACUCAUUGACCGAGAAUUCAGCCAAUUUACAAUCAAAAUCAAUCGUCAAUCGAGUAACUUUAUGGGAUAUCAAAGGUAAUUUACCAUUCAAACCAGACCAAUUGUUGACCACAUUCAAUUUGGACUCACCAAGAGUAUCUGGUAAAAUUAUUUUCGACCCAAUCGAUCGAUCAAUCAAAAUCGAGACCCUCGUCAAACAAUCUAAACAAAAAAUAGUUCUAAAGACAGUCUAUGGUCCAAUGGUCGUUGAUUCUUUCACCUUCGAUCUCUCUUGGGAUGCAGAUAAAGAUCCAAAUGCUCGUCUACUCAUUUCUCGAGAUGGUGAAACCAACGAUUCCUCAAGAAAAGAUUCAUUCACCAUGGAAUAUGGUUCCAAUGUUAAGGCCAAGCUGUCAAGUAAAAUAAACUACAAUCUAUUAACUGGUCCUCAUGAUGUUUCAUUGGCUUUCAAUUUACCAAAUUCACCUAGUAAAUCAAUCUCUUUGGUUCAUGAGAUGACACCGUCAGAGAUCAAAUGUGCUUUCCGAUUCUACGAAAAUAACCAAGUUGUCCAUCAAUUGGUCCACGAAAUGCACAUGGGCUCUGGAUCGGUUACAAUGGAAAUUGGAACCAAAUCAAGUUAUCCAACAUUCGAUGGUCUUCAUUUAUCGUUCAAACACUCUCAAAAUGCUUUCUCAUCAAUCACCAGUGAACUUAAAAUUCAACCUUCUUCCGGUUCACCUUAUUCAGUUAAACUCAAUACUGAAUCACCAGUUUCACGAAAAGAGAAAUCAUUUAUUGGUAAACUUUUGGUUAAAACACCGAUCAAUCAAUAUCGUCAACAAGGUAUUACAAUUAACCUUUCAUGGACUCCUGAAGGAACACAAUCAAGUGCUAACCUUAAAAUCACUCGAGAAUCUGGUGAUUCAGCCUCAUUCUCUAGCAGUUACUCUAUGAAAUCCUCUGGUGGUUCUUUGUCCCUUUCGUUAGAUGGUCCAUUAUCUGGUGUCUUUGAUGGUUCUAAAGUCAAAGGGCAAUUUGAUAGUCGAUCAAACAAAAAAUCAGUUACAUUUGAUUCAGAUAUCAUCACAAUUGGCUCAUUUAAUGUAAUUCUUUCUGAACAAAGAGGAAAAGUCGAAGGUCAAGUUACUCUUUCAUCACCACGAACAUCUCGAUAUAUUGGAACUCUCAAAACUAACAUGAAAACUUUCAUGGGAAUUACUCAUGAAGUAUCACUGACACAAGAUAAUCUUGAACUAUUUGCAUCCAAAUUAACUCUUGAUUACGGUAAACCAUUACUUGGUCAACUUAUUGUCUCCUCUAAAGGUUCAGAUGUCCUUCGUUUUGGACUCAAUCGUUUCGAUGUUUCAUCUGAUGAAACCAAAUACAUCGCUGAUUACACUGGACCUAAAGGACCUUUGAAGGUUAAUCUCAAUUUACAAUCAGCUACAACUCUUUCCCAAAUUGAAUUACAAGUUUGUCCAGCCAGCCAAUGUUACAGUCUACAAGCCACUGAUAUUAUCAAUCAAUGGGGUCGAGAUUCAAAAAUAACUUAUCGAAACGGUGCCCAUUCUCGCGUCUAUGCUGGUUCUUACAUUUUCAAAUCAAAAUCUGGCGAUUUCACUGCUUCCGGUUUGUUGAAUUUAAAUGGUGUUCCUUUCGGAGCUGAGCUACUCACAACUUCAUCUAAAUCGAUUGGAAAAAUCAUCUUGGCCCAAAGAAUAAUCGAAGCUCGAAUCAAAUCAACUGAUUCAAAGUUUGUUAUCGACUUCAUGGCUGAUGCUAAAAGAGAACCAAGUUCAAAGGUUACUAUUGAAGCCGAUUGGAUCAAUCAAUCGAUCCCAUCAAAAGGAAUAAUUAAUGUUAAUUACAAACUUCGAUUCGGCUCAUCUUCACUUUAUCGACCAAUUUCAGUUUCAUUUUUAUUCAAAAAAGAUCCAACUGAUGGACAAAAACCAUUCGAUUCUCGAAUCAUCUUGGAUUUGGGAAAAUCUGAUUCACAAUCGUUGAUCAUUGAAAGUUAUCUCGAAAAUAUUUCCUCGAACAACAAGUCAAUCGCAUUAACCAUUUAUCAACCUGGUUCAUCGUCGAAAGUGAACUUUGCUUUAAAAGGUCACUUAGGCUACACUAAGACCCGAUCAUCAGCUGGAAUCAAUUGGUCCUGGAUCGAUGAUAAUUUGGUCAAUCGUCGAGGAUUCAACCUAUUCAACAUUGACAUGGAAGCAAAAGAAAUGACUUAUAUUGCUCAUGGCGGUUUCAAUGAUAUCUCAAGUCGAAUUCAAUAUUUGACUGAUGAUAAAUCAUCCAAUCUAAUUGGUGAGAUGACAAUCAAUGGUAAAACGAAAAAGGGUCAACUAACUAGUGAAUUAGAAGGUAAUUGUGGAUCAGUUAAAGUUUUCUGUAAUAACAAUUUAAAGAGGAAAAUUGAAGCUUGUUACGAACCAUAUCAAUCGGUCAAGAUUAACAGUCAACGAUUCAAUUACGAUUCUUCAGCCCAAACUGACCUUUCACUGAUGUUAUCUCAGAGAAACGGUAAAGUUUUAAAGGCUUCAAUGAACUUGGAUCCAAAUUAUUCAAAACAAUUGAAAUCAAUUGAUUGGCCUUCAACCAACUUACGAAAACCUCAAUGGAAAGGAAUACCAUCUACCUUAUUAGUUGAUUCCCAAAUUUUCGUGGACAUUUACGAUCCAAUCAGUAAAUCAAUUACUGUCGAAAGUAUUGAACUUGUCAGCGAAAUCAAUCAACACACUUUACCUUUGAGAAGAGUCGUUGGCGAUUAUGCCCCAAAGCUAUCGUUCAACAUUCCAAAAAUUGACAUUUCUUCAAUGUUUGAUAGACUAAUCAACAAGAUCGAUACAACAAUUGACCUCAACUCCAUGAAAGACUUUGCCCUCGACGUAUUUUCAUCAUGCAAAAGUCGCGUUGACGAUAUGACUGAAAUUUUAUCUGAAAAUUGGCCCAAGAUCAAAGCAUCAAUUUCUAAAUGGACAAAUGAUUUAAUAACUGGUAUUUCACAAUCAAUCAAAUCAAAUUUAUUUGAAUCACAAUAUUUUCCAAUGAUGAGCAAAAAAUUAAACCAAUUAGCCAAAUUACCUUGUAAAUUAGCUAAAUCGGUUUCAGUUAGAAUGUCAAAUGUUUACACCAGCUUAAAGAAUCGUAUCAUGUCCAAUCCCGAUAUCAAAUCAUUGGUCGAUAUUAUCACCGGAUUAUAUGUUGAAAUUUUGACAGAAUUAAGGAAAGGCGAUUAUACCUCAGCUCUUAAAUCUUCCGCAUCACAAUAUCGUUAUCUGGCAUCACCUGAUGUCUGGGGAGCUUCAGCUCGUUUCACAACAUGGAAUCCAGCCAAGGGAAUGUACGAAGCCGAAAUCGUAUCACCAGUCGAUGUAGGAACCGUUAAAUCGUCGAUUCGAUCAUCCCAACAAUCUUUAUCCGAUCUUAAUGAUUCACUUAAUGGAUUGAAAGCUUCUCUUUGGAGUGAAAUGGCUCCUCCAUUCAAAGCAACUGCUUUUCUUUUGGGUGGACAACAUUUCAUCACUUUUGAUGGAAAAUCUUUUGAUUUAAACUCUGUUGAUUGUUCCUACUUGUUGGCCAGAGACUUUAUUAACGGAAGCUUUUCGGUGAUUGUCAAAUACCUUGGCGAGAAUAAGAAAUCAUUUCUAGUUACCUUAGGCGAUGAAUCUGUUAUUGAAAUCAUUCCAUCUGAGAAAAGAGUCAAACUUGGUAAAAACAAUGUCGAACUUCCUGUUGUUCAAGGUUCAUUAACUAUUCUUCGACACCAUCAAUCAAUCGUUCUUCAAGAUUCAUCUACUGGUUUAACUUUUAAGUGUUUCCUUGGUCAUGAUCUUUGUUCAUUGUCUCUCUCUGGAUGGUAUUUCGGACGAACCAAAGGUCUAUUUGGUACCUAUGACUACGAACCAUCAAACGAUUAUCUCCUUCCUAAUGGUAAACAAGCAACCGAUGUCAGUAACUUUGCUUCUGGCUGGGAAAUUGAAGGCUCAUGUGCCAAUCCAUCAGGAACACCAGUUCGCCGUGAUGAGAUUCGUCGAUCAAGUAAAGCAUAUCGACUUUGUAGCAAAACAUUUACAUCUUCAGAAUCACCUUUAGCUGAUGGAUUUUCAUUCGUUCCUCCCAGUUUUUACUUCGAGAUGUGCCUUCGACACAUGGCGAGUACCAAAGGACAAGAAAGACCCGAAAAAGCUCUUUGUACAGUUGCUGGAGCUUAUAUCGAAUCAGUUCGAGCUAAUGGAUUCGAGUUAACUAUGCCAUCUGAAUGUUUAACUUGUGAAGCUGGUCAAGAGUUUGGAAGCCGAACUUAUAUCUCACCAACCAUCAAAUCUUCAAGAGCUGAUGUUGUAUUUGUCAUUGAAGAGAGACCAUGUAACACUAAAUUGAUCAACGAUUUACCAAAUUUAGCUCGAAGUAUGAACAAAGAGCUCGAAGAGAUCGGUUUGAGAGACCCACGAUUCGGAGUAAUUGGAUUCGGUGGCUUAUCUCGUGAAGCUCAUGGACACACUGCUCGAGGUGAACUAUUGUUCAAACACCAAGACACCAUGAUGGCAACCAAAAGGAUGGAAUUAGCUCCCGCAAAUUCUUAUGACGCUAAUUACACUGAUGCUCUAAGUGCUAUCGUUUUAGCAUCACAAUAUCCCUUCCGAAAAGCAGCUUCCAAAAACAUCGUUCUUUUGACCUGCAAACCUUGUGAUGAAAAAUCUUCUCGAUUUGAUUACAAUGAUAUUCAGCAUUUACUUUUAUCCGAAGGAAUCACUCUUCAUGUUGUGUCCAAUCAACGAUUCGAAUCCAAACAUGCCACAUCGAAAACCCGAGAAAUUUUCGGUAUUGAUAGUGGAUCAAUUCAACGAGCAAGCGACAUUCGAUCAACUGAAAUCUCCGAUGAACAGAUUUACCUACGAAAAUCAAUAACAAUUCCCAAAGAUAUUUGUAUCUCCUUAGCUCACAUAAGCAAUGGUGCUUUCUAUCCAAGUCCAUUGGCCAUUUCACUGGAACAACGAUUGGAGAAACUUUGGUCUCUUGGUUUAGUUCGUCGAGUUGCAUCAACCGCAAUUCCUAAUCAAUGUCAACAUUGUGAUUGUGUUCCUGAUAAUGAUCUUUUACACUCGAAAAUACUUUGCCGUCCAUGUAGACCAUUAAAACCCGUUCAUUGAUCAUUUAAUCGACUAAAAACAACAGAAAAAAGCGAAGACAUUUUUGCAUUUUAUACUUUGGUUUCCUAGGAAAUUUCAAAUCAACUCAUUUUCGCAAUCCAAUAAUAAACUCAAUGUAUUUCUUUACCCUUUUAAUUAAUUAUGUCAUCGCCAAACUGUAAUCACUUUUUAUAUUUUAUUAGAUUGCAUACAUUCAGAGAUUAAAUUGUAAUGAACUUUGGUAGCCAUUAAAUAUUUUGUCACCAGAAAAAAUGAAA